CAUGGCCGCCAGACAAUACGAAAAUUGCUAACUUCAGGAUUGUCAAAGAAGCGUUGCUUUUGAGGUUAUCUCAAGAAUCAUAAGCGAGUCGUUCAUUGAAUUAUACCGGUUUAAUUUUAUAAAAUAGAUAAAAUCAAGUAUUACAAUGAAGCUAGUAAGGUUUUUAAUGAAACUCAGUCACGAGACGGUUACAAUUGAAUUGAAAAAUGGUACACAAGUUCAUGGAACGAUCACAGGUGUGGACGUAGCAAUGAACACACAUUUAAAGACAGUAAAAAUGACGAUAAAAAAUAGAGAUCCGGUUCAAUUGGACACCUUGAGUUUACGAGGAAACAACAUUAGGCACUACAUUCUACCAGAUUCUUUGCCAUUAGAAACUCUACUUAUUGAUGACACACCAAAAGCCAAAGCCAAGAAGAAGGAAGCUGCACGAGGAGCUGCGAGAGGUCGAGGACGUGGUGGUAGAGGAGCGAGAGGAGGUCGUGGAGGACGAGGUAGGGGUCGAGGCAGACGAUAGUAUUCAUAAUCAUGAUAAGAAAAUUCCAAUAUUGAUUAAUUCAAUAUUUCGUUUCAAAUUUCUACACAUUUUGCAAAUUAUUUAAUAUUAAGAACUUACGUUUUUUUACAAUCAACUGUUUUCUGUUCAUUUAAAAAAUGUAAGGAAUAAUGGCAUUUAACGUUUGCAAGUCAAAUGCAGCCAAUGUAAAGGAAUUUAAUAUACCGCUCGUAUAAUUAUUAAAA
Leptopilina heterotoma is the source of this 741-nucleotide messenger RNA. RefSeq names its product probable small nuclear ribonucleoprotein Sm D1 (gene SmD1). Gene Ontology annotation, molecular function: RNA binding. The transcript has 4 exons. Bases 146 to 517 code for a protein of 123 amino acids. Gene Ontology annotation, biological process: spliceosomal snRNP assembly; RNA processing. Gene Ontology annotation, cellular component: catalytic step 2 spliceosome; U12-type spliceosomal complex; U1 snRNP. Lineage: Eukaryota; Metazoa; Arthropoda; Insecta; Hymenoptera; Figitidae. The record is from RefSeq and is a predicted model, not a curated record.